GUGAGGAAGAGGAUGUGAAAGAGAGGAAACAGCAGCUAUGCUGCAGGGCUAGGGAGGGAGGAAGAGACUGAGUGUGUGGGGAAGGGGGGAAGAAUGAGUUAGGAACGGUGAGAUUAGGAGAGGAAAAUAUUGGAGACAGACGGUGACAUAGGCUUGCAAGGGGGAGAGAGGAGAGAGAGAGAGAGAGAGAGAGAGAGAGAGAGAGAGAGAGGAGAGAGAGAGAGAGAAAUGCAAAUAUCAGGUGAGGACAGAUACCAACUCUGAGACGCAGCAUCUGAGACACAAAGAGAGGUGACAAACCCCUGUCACUGGAACCCCAGAGCCGGCUCUUGAUGGAGGAGGGCCGACCUCGGAGCAGCCUCAGCCUGGCCAGCAGCGCUUCCACCAUAUCCUCACUGAGCAGCCCGAGCACCAAGAAGCCUACGCGUGCAGUCCACAAGAUCCACACCUUUGGGAAGAGGAACAAUGCGCUGCGGAGGGACCCCAACUUGCCUGUGCACAUCCGAGGCUGGCUUUAUAAGCAGGACAGCUCGGGGCUUCGGCUGUGGAAACGCCGUUGGUUCGUCCUCUCAGGCCAUUGCCUCUUCUACUACAAGGACAGCCGAGAGGAGAGUGUCCUGGGUAGCGUCCUACUGCCCAGCUACAGUGUCAGGCCUGACGGGCCAGGGGCCCCCCGGGGCCGGCGCUUCACCUUCACAGCGGAGCACCCGGGAAUGAGGACCUAUGUCCUGGCUGCGGACACACUGGAGGACCUGAGGGGUUGGCUACGGGCUCUGGGUCGGGCGUCUCGUGCUGAGGGAGAUGACAGUGGGCUACCUAGGUCACCUGCACGUCCCCAGCCUGGUGAAGGCCCUGGUGGACCCGGGGGUCCCCCAGAGGUGAGCACAAAGGAAGAGAGGCACUUAUCAGAUUCACCAGAGGUGGCUCGGCUCUCCAGAGGUUGUGGAAGACAUGGACGGCUGACUCCCAGCCCCACAGCUGACUUGCAGUCUGGAACCUUGAGUGGGAGGACCAGGAGCCCAGAUCUAUUCAAACCCCUCUCUCACCCUCCCUCCCCUCUGAGCCGUCCCCGUCCCCGUUCCGCCCCUGCCCGGCGACCCCCUCCCUCAUCAGGAGACAUCUCACUCCCUGCUCGACCUCACACCCCCUUGAGUCGCAUCGAUGUCCGACCUCCUCUGGAUUGGGUACCCCAAAGACAAACUCUCUCCAGGACCCCCACUCCACGCCGAGGACUCUCCUAUGAGGCUGGAGGGGGACAGCCGCCCAGGAGCCCCCAGCCCUGGAGACAGGAGCCCAGAACACAGGCCUCCUCUGGUUCAUCCACCUAUCUCCAGCUGCCCCCGAGACCUCCCGGAACCCGGGCCUCCAUGGUUUUGUUGCCAGGUCCCCCGCUGGACUCAGCCUUCCACCAGAGCUUGGAGACAGAUACUCUGUUGACCAAGCUAUGUGGACAGGACCGGCUCCUGAGGCAGCUGCAGGAGGACCUGAACAAGAGGCAGGAGGAGAAGGAGCAGCUAGAGGCAGCCCUGGAGCUGACCCGACAGCAGCUAAGCCAGACACCCAGAGAGACAGCGGCUCCUGGGAGGGCCUGGGGCCGCCAGCGCCUCCUGCAGGACCGGCUGGUCAGCGUGAGGGCUACUCUGUGUCACCUGGCCCAGGAGCGAGAGAGUGUUUGGGAGACAUACACUGGCCUGGAGCAGGAGCUGGGCACCUUAAGAGAGACCCUGGAGUACCUGCUGCACCUUGGGUCUCCCCAGGACAGAGCAUCUGCUCGGCAGCAGCUGUGCAUGGUGGAAGACACACUGGCAGGUCUGGGUGGUCCCCAGAAACAGCCCCCACAUACUGAGACUGAGUCUCCAUCCCCUGCACUCCAAGGAGAAGAGUCCUCAGAACGAGAGAGCCUGCCUGAGUCUCUGGAACUUAGCUCCCCUCAGUCCCCUGAGGUGGACUGGGGGCGACUCCCAGGAAGUGACAGAGCCCUCACCAGCCCUAGCUCAGGUCUUGAGUCUCCAAGGGUCUCCAGGGCAUCCAGUCCCGAGGGUCGCCGCCCCCCAUCCCCAAAGCUGGGAACCAAGGCCCCCGUGGCUCGGCCCCGCAUGAGUGCCCAGGAGCAGCUUGAGCGCAUGCGCAGGAACCAGGCGUGUGGGCUCCCCCUCCCUCGUCCUGCCUCCCCCAGGCUCCUGACCCUGGGGAGGGCAAUGUCCCCAGCCGGACGCCAGCCUGAUACAGAGCAAAGGCCUGUUGUAGGAGCUGCAAAAUGGCUCCGGAGCUCUGGGUCCUGGAGUAGUCCCAGGCAUGCCACACCUUACCUGCCAACAUCCGAAGGCCACCGGGAGCGGGUCCUCAGCCUCUCCCAAGCUCUAGCCACUGAGGCUUCACAAUGGCACAGGCUGAUGACAGGCUCUCCAGGGGGAAAUUCAAACUCGCGGGGAGACUGUCUCUCUCCAGGGCCGCAGCCUCUCACCGAACUGCCCCACGUCUCCUUGUCCCCAGCUUCUCACAAGGCUAACUGUGCCACUAUGGGAUUCUCACGCCAGGGCAGUGGGCGGAGCCGAGGUCCCGCCCCUUGGGAGUCCACCUGGGACCCCGGGAACGCCCCUCCCGCACUGACCCAGGGUGAGGGGGCGUGGCCUCUGAGAGUCACUCUGCUGCAGUCCAGCUUCUGACCGGCCAAUCGCAGCGUGGGGGCGUGGCCUGGAGGUACCACCCUGCGCUGUGGGGCCAUUCAGGACGACAGGGGGCGUGGUUUGGUCCCAGGGUUACUGUGGUCAAAGAUUGAUUACCCCUACACUGUUCAAACUUGGAUUAAAACUUUGAACCAUUAGUCAAUAAAUAGCUUUAUUCUCUGUU
Messenger RNA from Nannospalax galili (Upper Galilee mountains blind mole rat), 2850 nucleotides. RefSeq names its product pleckstrin homology domain containing A4 (gene Plekha4). Bases 333 to 2666 code for a protein of 777 amino acids. The record is from RefSeq and is a predicted model, not a curated record. The transcript is spliced from 20 exons. Lineage: Eukaryota; Metazoa; Chordata; Mammalia; Rodentia; Spalacidae.